AUGAAACAGGAGCUUUUGCCGCCAGCAACGAUCAUCAGUCCCAUCAACAAGUCCUUCGAGCUGAAAACGCCUCCGCACUCGGUUGUCAGGGACGGCCCCGUCAAAUCGCAUGACACGCGCUCCACCCUCCGUACAAACGGCCUGCUAUCGCCAGAGUUUUCGUCGCCACAAGUGACCCGCGGCGCCGAUGACGACGAUUUCGACGACGACGACUACGAGGAGCCUGGCUACUCCAGAAAACGCAAGCUGCACUCGUCUCCGCCGCCGCCGCCCAAGUUUGCCCAGCCCGAGGGUGCUGCAAAAAGCCGCGCCGCAAACAAGACCAGACGGCUCAAGGGCCCGCAGAACAUCGAGAUACCCGACCCAGAAGACAUGCCGCCUGUGAUCUUCGACUCUCACGAGAAACCGCCGUUUUCGUACGCCUCACUGAUAGGCAUGGCCAUUCUGCGCGCGCCGGGACGCAAACUCACGUUGUCGCAAAUAUACCAGUGGAUUUCGGAUAACUUCAAGUACUACAAAAAGGGCGAGGUGGGCUGGCAGAACUCCAUCCGCCACAACCUCUCGCUCAACAAGUCGUUCGCCAAGACGGAAAAGUCCAAGGACGGCAAGGGCCACUUCUGGAAAAUUGUGGACGGGUACGAGUACCAGUUUUGCCACAUCAAGAAUUUCGAGAAAAUGAUGGCUGCCGGGAAACUCAAGCGCUCCAGAGACUCCCAGCCGCAGCCAGCCGCCAAGUCGCUAUCGUACACGCCGCAGACGUCGCACCGUCACCCGCAGUCGCCCGAGCUGCCGCUCAAACGGGCCAACACCGACCCGUACCAUCUGGACUUCGACCGACAACACCCCGCUGGUCUUCUGGGCUCCAUUCCGGAGCUCGCGGCCCCGUCGUCCUCUUGGAAGGCCUCGGCAACGGGCGAGCAUAUUGUCUUCAAAGAAACUCAAAUGUCUCCCGAACAGUCUUUUUUGCAGGAGUCACCCGGUGGGCCUAUUUUCGCGGCUCGCUCGCUGCCGUUCACGUCCUCGUUCAGCUGUAAGUCUACGCUCGAGCUGUCGCCAAUCAAGUCCGGCGAAACAGGACCCUUACUCGAACCGCUCACGCCCAAACAGAACAGCUCACUCAACACGUUGCAGAAGUCGCAAUACCAAUACGACCAGCUGCUGCUGUCGAAGUUUCGGUCGCCCACGAGCGUGCUCAAGACGCCCAACCUGUCGGCCACCAAGAAACUGUGGACCUCGCCGUCGUAUCUCGACGAUUUCUACACCUCGCCCAGCGCCGGCCGCGGAGCAGAGGAGGACACCGUGUACGGCUCGCCUUUGGGGCCGGUCAAAAAACGCAAGACCGGCUCCUCUUCGCGGUACUCUGCAAACGAGAUCUUUGGCAUCGACAUUUGCAAGAUCCACCAUGACGAUUGA
Ogataea parapolymorpha DL-1 is the source of this 1413-nucleotide messenger RNA. Its product is annotated as Forkhead protein sep1. NCBI's taxonomy places the organism in Eukaryota, Fungi, Ascomycota, Pichiomycetes, Pichiales, Pichiaceae. Bases 1 to 1413 code for a protein of 470 amino acids. The record is from RefSeq and is a predicted model, not a curated record. Gene Ontology annotation, biological process: regulation of transcription by RNA polymerase II. The transcript has a single exon. Gene Ontology annotation, molecular function: RNA polymerase II cis-regulatory region sequence-specific DNA binding; DNA-binding transcription factor activity, RNA polymerase II-specific.